Molecule: messenger RNA, 1554 nt
Organism: Symbiodinium sp. CCMP2592
Lineage: Eukaryota; Dinophyceae; Suessiales; Symbiodiniaceae
Source: the annotation of a GenBank genome assembly
AUGGCGCAAGUCCAGCAGGGUGCGGAACUCCUCGACCGAAAGCUUUCCGAGCUGGAGAAGCUCUGCAGGUACCAUUGCAGCAAUCGGCGCUGCCCAGAACGACGUAAGUACAACGGCGUGACGGACAACGCGAGUUUGCCGUGUGUUUGGCGAUGCUACAGAGGCGAACUCGACGUCACCCGAGAUGGAUGGAAGGAUUCAACUCCACGACAGAUUUUUGAUUCCAACGUUAGCAGCAUUGCCGAAGAUGAGGACGAUAUCCGCAUCGCAGUGCAUUGUGCCACUUGCAGGAAGAAGCUGUCUGAAAUAUCAGCACAGUGCACAGUUCACAAGCUCUACCACGACUUGCGCAAUUACAUCGUGAACGACAAGUCGCAGCCGCUACUGUUUGUUCCCGGAAGGACGAACGAGGAUGUUCCCCAUGAUGCAAGAGGAGUCUGUGAGCUCACACACCGCCCGGCUGUGGACGGUUUCGUUGCGAAUCGUUUGACGCCAAAUGUCGCGGCGAUUGCCAUGUCGCUCCAGCCGGGGCAUGCCCUGCACAAGAAACUGAAAGAGAAGGGGACGUUGGCCCUUCGAAAGUUUGGUGACUCGAACAUGACCUACAUCAGAAUCGGCCUGGGCUUGCACGAUCUGGGUCUAUACAAUGCCGUUCUGGACAUUUGGCCCAGAAAUUACAGAUCUCCAAUCCACCAUCACGGAGGCUCUGCGGGCAGUGUGCGGAUUCUCCACGGUGUCCUAAACUGCAAGUUCUUCGAAACCGUGCUGGACACAGACCCCAUAGAGUUCACAGGAAAUGAUGGGCGGCUUGAAUUAGGAGUCGAGAAGAAGACUGUGCUUCAGCUGAAAGCAGGAGACACAACCUGGCUGAAUCGACAGAAUUGGUUUGUUCAUCAGUUUGAGUGCCACGAGGAAUGCACGUUCGCAAUGUCGGUGCAUCUUUACAUGGACUGCACGGACGCUUUUGCAGUUGUGCAAGGGCCCGCCGGAGAGGAGAACCAGCUCCAAAGAGUGGAGUCCUUAGAGAAGCAGGCCAUCAUCAACGGCUGUCCGAACAUCGACUUCUUUUGGAACAUCGACCUACCUGCUGAAGAUCCGCGGGUGAUGGAGGUCGGGGGUCCUUGCGGUCCCCAUGACUUCGAGACCGCCGUACUGCAUCAGGACGACUCGUCUGACGACUGUUUCUAUGACGUACGAAGCAGCCUGUCGGACGGAGACGGAGAACGCAUGCAGAUGGAGAAAAGAAUCAAGGCGCUGGAAGAGGAUGCUACCAAGAGGCAGAAAGAAGUCUCCACCCUGGUGCACAUGCUCAUGUGCAAGAACAGAGCGCUGGACUUGGGGCAGAACGACAUGAGAAGCUGGAGGGAACGGCGUGAGUGCCUGCUGGAAGACAUCUAUCACGGGAUGAGCACGCCCGGCGAGCCGCGCGAAAGGCGGCAAAGCGUCGGUGGAUCUGCCGAAGAAGCCAUCCAGGGAGAGCGUGUUCGCAGGAAGACACAGGCCGAGUCCGGCGGCGGCUUCAUGAAGCGGGCACUCGAUGGCUUGGGUCUCUGA